UUUAAAGCCCAUUUAGACAAAAAUAAAUGAAUUUUAAUUUUUCAAAAUCCCUUAAAAUAAAAUUAAUUAUUCUUUGAUUGGACAAUAAAACUAAAACCACACCUUUUGUAUAUUUUGAAAGCGUGGGUCUAUUAGUAAAUUUGGUUAUCAUCCAUCCCCCUUUUCUCUUUGCAAAUCACGAUCUUCUCUCCUCCGACUUUGAAGUUUGAACCGCUCCAUUUUCCUCCAUGAAAUGAAACCCUUGUGUUGGUGCAGUGCUUCUUUCUCAUGAGAUUUAUGGUUUCUGAAGAGAAGAGAAAUUUAUGAACCGCUCCAUUUUGAGUUAGUAGGCAGUAAUUCAAUUGACCGGGUCCUUGUUCUCUUUCUAACUUCUAAGUCCCAUGUUUUCAAAGGUUGCAUGCAGAGACUUUAAAAGUUAUUGCAAACUCUCAAUGCCCCACGACCCACAUGACUUUAAAAGUUAUUGUAAACCCAUUUAGAAACAGGAUUUUUUAAAAACUAACCAAAAGAAGCUUUUGUUAGAACACGAUUGCAUUGCAUUGCAGGCUUUUUUUGCAAUGGGGUCUGCUAUCAGUAAAGGUGCACAUGGCCUUGGAAACGCUAUUGGAAAUGCUUUUACGACUCCAUUCAAGAACAUUUUUGGUGCAUCAUGCGAGGACGUAUGUUCAGGAUCUUGGGACCUUAUUUGUUUCAUUGAGCACCUGUGUGUCUCCAGCCUAGUGAAACUGUUGAUAAUUUUGGUCCUUUGCUACAUCACUUUGUUGUUCUUCUACCUAUUUUUCAAACUGGGUAUCUGCCAAUGCAUAGGAAGAAGCCUUUGUAAGAUGUGUUGUGCAGCUUGUGAAGCGUGCUGCUUUGCUAUAGGAGACAUCACUUGCUAUUUGUGGCACAAGCUAAUAAACACCAAGAGGGUUUACCGUGGAAGAAGAAGAAGACAGCGUUUCCGAGAUGUUGAGCUUGGGUACAGCUCAACUGAUGAAAGUGAUCCUUCAUGGAAUUAUAGACAUGAUCAAGUUGUUAGAGAGACAAAGUCCUUGAGAAAAAGAGGAAGUGACCAUUUGCACCUCUCAAGGAGGCACCAUGGUGGCGUCCAUAACCGCCAUCGCCACCUUGCAAGGAUGAAAGGAAGCUCUAGGAGAUUGGGGAGCUCAAGGAGGAUCCAAGUAGGUAAAACCAGAAACAGGAAUCUGCAAGGAAAGGCUAUGGUUUUCAAGAGGCGGCGAGUUGGAUGAUAAAAUGCUGCCUGCCAUCAUUGACUACCCCUUAUUGGGAAAAGACAGUAACAAAAAGCAGGGGAACCUGCACUGACAAAUCACCUAAGAGGAUCUCACAUCUUCACCUAAAACCUUGACAUUGUGUAUAUUAGUUUGCUCUCUUAUAUUUAUCUACUCCAUAACCUUGAUACUUCUUUAUGUGUUGGAAUUCUCUGAGUCUUGGGAAAAGCUGAAAGUGUUGUAAAAAUUUCUUGUAUUCUCAUUCAGGUAAAAUUUGUUUACUUCUCUAGGAAUGAUACAAGGAAGAAACAAAAUGGAAAAUCUUCAUAAUAGAAAAAAGUGUAUUCUGUACAAAAUUGUCUCAACUAAUCUAUCUCACUCUCUGUUGGCAUGAUUUACAGCUCAUUCAACUGAGAAAUGAGGUUUAGGAACUCAUCCUCCCUGCAUGGAAUUGUGAGACCUCCUGUUGGAUGAUCAUAUUCAAAUUCUUCUUCUGCUUGAUGUAGUAACUCUUGAAAUGAAGAUUGGUUCAAGUAAGAUACUGGAAUCAUGAACCGCUUCAUUUUAUCUCCAACAUAGACUGCAAGAUGGCCUUUUGGGAUCUCAAAUCCCUUGGAAGCUGCUUGAGUCGUAGAAAAUGAUGCCCUUCUAACAAUUCCUGGUAUGCGGAAACCCAUUUUUUAAUUGCUCUACUCAGAAAAUACUAUACUGAUCACAAAAUCCUUGUAUGACGAAAGAAAUAUUUGAAUUCUGAUAAUUCAGGGUGUCAAUGACUUGUGUUGCUUGUGAAGUAGUGUAUAUAUAGUUGCUAAGGGCAUCUAUAAACUAAUUCCUCUAUCUGUGGCUCUUGAAGGGGCAAUAAUGUGGUCUACUGAAGGACAAGGGAUCACAUGCUAUUGUCUUAAAGGUCUCUUUCAAGGAUUAGGAAGUUAAAUGGGAGCGCAUACCCCACCUUCUGAGAUAAUCUCCAACAGAAAACCCAAUAGCAGUCAAUAGCAAUGGACAUGUGAAUCCUAAUGUUUAUUGAUGCAGUUUGCUAUAAUUAAUCUAGUGGUAGACAUGUUUUAGACAUAUCACAUGUUUCUUCAUAUUAACAAUGUUGUUGAUGUACAUCUACCAACUAAUACAACUUGAGCAGGACCUGAUUGAUGGUGUUCCAAAACAGUGUUUGGAGGUAAGCAAGGGAACCAAUAUUGAAUACAUGAUCCCGAGCCACUAUGAACCACAUUUUUUUUACAAAUAAUUCUAAGCAACACCCCGUGAAUUUGCAUUAGUUAUGAUACGUAGACACCAAACAAUGCAAACACUUCAUAUACAUCCUAUUCGAAUACGUAUGCGUUUCAAAGUGUUUAGUAAUACGACGUACAAUCAUUGUUUAAAAUUACAAACCCAUAUUUAUAGUAUUUACAAGACAACUAUUACUCUAAUACUACAUUUGAAAAGAAAGUAAGGCAAAGCUGUCUAAUCUAUGCCAUUCAUUUGGCUUGACUAUGAAGCUUGAAUUGGGCUCUCUUUUUUCUAUGAAGUCUCUAAGAAAGCCUCGAUCUUGCUGACUGCAUCCUCGAGUCCCAUAACUGCUCUAGGCGUGGGUUAGUGAUUCCAAUCCCGUGUAACAACCUCCAGUCAUGGGCGAGUGCUUUCCAACAUGAGAAUGUGUCCUUGACCAAGAAUAAUUCGAGCUUGAACGUGACUUCGAGCAACCUAGGCAUUAUUGCCUUAGUUUGAUUU
Lotus japonicus is the source of this 2942-nucleotide messenger RNA. RefSeq lists its product as uncharacterized. The coding region runs from base 558 to 1232 and encodes 224 amino acids. The transcript has 3 exons. Lineage: Eukaryota; Viridiplantae; Streptophyta; Magnoliopsida; Fabales; Fabaceae. The record is from RefSeq and is a predicted model, not a curated record.